AUACAAACAUCUAUUUUUAUAGAGACAAAUAGUUUAGGAGACCCACGAAAAGGAAAAAGUCAAAAAGCCUCAUGGCUGAGUGAGGCAGUUAACGCUCGGGUAACCAUGGGGCAGGAGGCUGGUCAGUGAGCCCUGCCCUCAAACUGGGAAGCUCUGGUCCUAGUUCAGAGGGGACAGAAAACCUGGAGAUGCUGUGAAGUCACGGAGUAGGGAGGUCCAAUACAGGAAAGCUGGACAGUUAAGUUAAAGCUGUCCGAUUUAGCAUCUUGACAGGGAGGGCUGACACAUAUGGGACUCCAGCAGAAGCUUUCCUGGUGAAGAGAUCAAUGGGCAAGAACACCUUGUCGUAGAUUUUGAAAGGAGAAAUGGUGCUGAUGAGGAUCCGUAGGACUUCCACAGGUUUCAGCCCUAAAAAUCCUAGCCUAGGGGUGGAGCUGAGGUUGCGGUGAGAAGCCCGCUAGAGACACGAGGAGCAACGGAAAUGACGUUUAGGAGAGUCACUUGCGUAGGAACGAACGGUUUCCGGUAAUGGUGUUUGGGAGGAGCCGGGGAAAGGGGGUGUGAGCGCAUGCCCUGUGACCCUUGGCCCCUAGCAACCCCCUGCAGCCAGUCCAAGAUGAUGGGCUGCGAAGAGUCAGAGAUAAAAUUGGUGAAAGGGGAAGAGGCGGUGGUGUCCCCCGGACCACCUCCAGAACCCCGCACCCCGGACCCCGGAGCCCCAGUGCCCGAGCCCGGCCUGGACCUGAGCCUGAGCCCGCUGUCCGACAGCCCAGAGCGGCAGACCUGCAGCCCGAGGCGGCGGAAGUGGGGGGCAAACCAGCGGGGCGGGGCCCGCAAGGGGCGGCAGGUCCGCUUCCGCUUGGCGCCACCCUCCCCGGCCCGAUCCGAGCCGCAGCCGGUCACCGCCGCACCUAAUGAGCCUGUGGCACCGCAGGACCUGGGUGCGCCUGCGCAGCACAGCAGCUUGGCUUUGAGCCUCGAGCUGCAGGCUGCGCGGGCCGCAGCCGCAGGCCAGUUCGAUGCCACAAAGGCAGUGGAGGAACAGCUGAGAAAGUCGUUCCAGACCCGCUGUAUCGUGGAGGAGAGCGUAGCAGAGGGGUUGAACGUGCCCCGCUCCAAGCGGCUUUUCCGGGACCUGGUGAGCCUGCAGGUGCCGGAGGAACAGGUUCUGAAUGCUGCGCUGAGGGAGAGGUUGGCGCUGCUGCCAAUCCAUGCUCGAGCCCCGCCCCCAAAGGAACCACAUGGGCCAGGGCCAGACAUGACUAUGCUGUGUGACCCAGAAACAUUAUUUUACGAAUCUCCACACCUAACCCUGGACAGCUUGCCCUCUCUGCGCCUUCAACUCCGGCCGCGCCCUUCAGAGGAUACCUUUCUCAUGCAUCAGACACUGAGGCGAUGGGAAGUGUAGACCUGGAGGCUCACAGAAUUGCUACAGUUAAUAAGUAUCAG
Phyllostomus discolor (pale spear-nosed bat) is the source of this 1449-nucleotide messenger RNA. It is a transcript of the gene PPP1R35, whose product is annotated as protein phosphatase 1 regulatory subunit 35. Bases 569 to 1408 code for a protein of 279 amino acids. NCBI's taxonomy places the organism in Eukaryota, Metazoa, Chordata, Mammalia, Chiroptera, Phyllostomidae. Gene Ontology annotation, molecular function: phosphatase binding. Gene Ontology annotation, biological process: negative regulation of phosphatase activity. The transcript is spliced from 4 exons. The record is from RefSeq and is a predicted model, not a curated record.